CUCCCCAGCUGGCAGUUCCCUCUCUUUGGAAUGAAGGAUAAAAGUCAGAAAACAACUGAAGAUCCUUAAGGAAAUGAGAUUGCCUAGAAGUGGGAUGAAAACAGAAGGGAAGGUGGAGUCAGACCAUCCAGGAUAAGGCUCUCAUUCCUGGAUUUUUGAAGGAAAGGGAAUUAGGCGAACUAGUUACCAGGACAACCUGCUGUUGGGGCAAGGAAAUGGGAGAUCUGUGGUUGCUCCUGCUCUUGCCCCUGUGUCUGGUAGCCUUCCAUGGAGUCAAAGGCUGCUUGGAAUGUGACCCCAAAUUCAUAGAGGAUAUUAAGUCUUUGCUGGUAAAGCUAGUACCCUCAGAAGUCCCUGGCCAAGCUCAUCUUCUUGAACGUCAGAUUAAGGAGAUGAUCCGUUUAAGCUUCAAGGUCUCCCACAGGGACAAGAUGCUUCGAGUGCUGGCUGUUCAAAAGGUUGUCAAUUUGAGAACAUGGCUGAAGAAUGAACUUUAUAAACUGGGCAAUGAACCAUGGAAAGGUGCCUUUAUCCUUCAAGGCAAGCUUCUUGAAGUUCGCCGAACCCUGGAAUCCAAGCUGGAAGAAAUGUUAAAGAAUUUCUCUGAAGUUGCUUGUUCUGAAGAUUGUGUCGUGACUGAAGGUCCUAUCCUGGAUUGUUGGACUUGUCUUCGCAUCACCACCCGGUGCUUCAAAGGAGAGUAUUGUGCAGAAGAGGAUCCGAGGAAGGCUGAGAAUCGAGAGAUUGCACUAUUUCUGAUAUUGCUAGCAGAAGGUGUAAUACUGGGAGGUGCUUUGUUACUAUUCCAUUUUUGUAUCUCUCAUCGGAGGAAAAUGAAGGCAAUAAGAAGGUCAUUAAAGAAAUACUUGGAGAAGAAACUUGAAGAGUUAAUGGGGACAAUAAAUGAGAGGGAGAAAAAAUUGGAAUCAGACAAUAAAUACAGAGACACAUCCAGGAGUUCAUAAUUCUCUUAAGUGUUGGUUCAGAGUAGAAAACCAGGAGUUAAGCUCUUCUGCAGUCAUGAAGUCAUAGUGUUCUAAAACUGAAGUUAGAUUUUCCCUAGUAAAGAUCCUUACUGAUAUCCUAAGGUAAUGGAAGCAAAGAAUUUACUUGAAGUGUACAGAAAGCAAUGCUGGUAUGUUGCAAUGCACAUAAAAGGUUACAUGCUGCAUGAUAAUAAAGAAUGCCUGGUUGGUAA
This is a messenger RNA of Vicugna pacos (alpaca), 1198 nucleotides long. RefSeq names its product IZUMO family member 3 (gene IZUMO3). The record is from RefSeq and is a predicted model, not a curated record. NCBI's taxonomy places the organism in Eukaryota, Metazoa, Chordata, Mammalia, Artiodactyla, Camelidae.